CCGUCCCCACGCUGCCGUGCCCGGGACUCGGGCUGUGCCGUCCUUCUCGCCAUCCCGCCGGCGUCUAUCCUGCCAUGCCCCUCCGUUGGGCAGCGGCUCACCACAGGCACAGCAUGUACUGCGGUGCUGCAGCCAGGCAGGUCAGGCUGCAAGCCGAAGAGCCUCAGAGCCUCUGCGACCGCUCAGCAUCCGCAAAGGAAGACGGCCGCGGCGUGCCCUACGGCAUCCCGGACCAUCGCGCCCGCCGGAGGGGGUCGCUCGGCUACACCGAUGCGCCGGCCCUGACCCUCCGGACAAGCAUGCAGAAAGCUCUGGCCAGAGUCGACUCGGUUGCAGCGCCAAGCUGCGAGGUGUGCGUUCGGCCGUGGCAACGCAGCCAUGCAGCGAUGUGGGGCACACGCGAGCAUAUCUGUGGCCGUUGCUCCGUCGCCGUACUGCAGCGCGUCCGCUGAGGGACCCGAGGGGUGCCGCAUUCUGCAUUUGCCCCCACGGCCUGCAGUCGAGUCAGCCGUCCGAGUCUGUGUUGCAGCGAUGUCCGCGGCGUGCUGCUGGGUACGUCUUCAGCCGCGCCUCCCGGCACCCGCAGCGCCGACGGCGCCGCUGCGAGCUUUGGCCCUCGAUGCGGGUGCAGCGUGGCCGACACAAGCACACGGCCGCGGCUGCUCAGCGCCCCAUAAGCAUGCUGGGGCCGUCGGUGUCGCAGCAAGGCGCUGCGCGCGCUGUCGCAGCCGAUGCCGAGCGCUGCAACGCUGCCGCUGCAGCGUCCCGUCUGCGGCGCUGCGUGUGCGACUUCGCGCGAGGGGCGCU
Messenger RNA from Tilletiopsis washingtonensis, 807 nucleotides. RefSeq lists its product as hypothetical. NCBI's taxonomy places the organism in Eukaryota, Fungi, Basidiomycota, Exobasidiomycetes, Entylomatales. The coding region runs from base 75 to 452 and encodes 125 amino acids. The transcript has a single exon. The record is from RefSeq and is a predicted model, not a curated record.